Rosa rugosa (rugosa rose) is the source of this 1410-nucleotide messenger RNA. RefSeq names its product probable galacturonosyltransferase-like 10. Gene Ontology annotation, cellular component: Golgi apparatus. Gene Ontology annotation, molecular function: glycosyltransferase activity. The record is from RefSeq and is a predicted model, not a curated record. NCBI's taxonomy places the organism in Eukaryota, Viridiplantae, Streptophyta, Magnoliopsida, Rosales, Rosaceae.
UUGCACAUUUUUAUAAGACGUGUUGGGUUUGCGCUUCGUUCUCAUUGACCAUUUCACUACAUAUACUCGUUCAUCUCCUCUCUUUCUUCUCAUUUCGAUUCCCAUAAUGUUUCAAAGAACCAUCUUCUUGGUUCUCUUCUUCUUGCUCGCUUCUUUGAUCACCAUUCCCACACAUACACAUGCAAUCCGAUCAUUCCCGGAAAGAGUAGGGGUUUCCAUCUCGCACCAAUUCUCGGAGGCUCCCGAGUACGCCAAUGGAUUCAGCUGCCCUGUUUUGGGUGGAGACAGCUUUCCAAAGACGUGUGAUCCCUCUCUUGUUCAUAUUGCAAUGACUAUUGAUUCCGAGUACUUGAGAGGCACGAUAGCUGCAGUCCACUCUGUUCUCAAGCACGCUUCUUGCCCUGAAAACAUCUUCUUCCACUUCAUCGCCUCGGAUUCCAGUCCGCUCAGUUCCGAAGACCUUACUCGAGUUGUCCACUCCACGUUUCCGUCUCUCAGUUUCAGAGUUUAUCAGUUCAAGGAGAGCCUAGUCAGUCAUCUGAUUUCAUCUUCCAUUCGUCAAGCUCUUGAUAACCCCUUGAACUACGCAAGAAGCUACUUAGCCGAUUUGCUAGACUCUUGCGUGAAGCGUGUGAUCUAUUUAGACUCUGAUGUUAUAGUUGUUGAUGAUAUAGCCAAGCUGUGGAGGAUAACUUUAUCAGGGUCCAGAGUUAUUGGUGCUCCGGAGUAUUGUCACGCAAAUUUCACCAAGUACUUUUCGAAUGGAUUUUGGGCCGAUACGGAAAUGUCUAGAGUUUUUGAAGGGAGAAGUGCUUGUUAUUUCAAUACAGGUGUGAUGGUGAUGGACUUGGUGAGAUGGAGAGAGGGUGAUUAUACGCGGAAGAUUGAGAGUUGGAUGGAGAUUCAGAAGGAGAAGAGGAUUUACGAGCUGGGUUCUCUACCGCCUUUUUUGUUGGUCUUCGGUGGAGAUGUAGAGGCUAUUCACCACAGAUGGAACCAACAUGGGCUUGGUGGUGAUAAUGUGGUGAAUAGUUGCAGGUCUUUGCAUCCAGGUCCUGUGAGCUUGUUGCAUUGGAGUGGGAAAGGGAAGCCAUGGUCAAGGCUUGAUUUGGGAGAGGCUUGCCUGGUUGAUUUUCUAUGGGCGCCUUAUGAUCUCUACAGACACCAUGAUUCAUCUUCACCACCACCAUCAUCAACACAAUCUACAGCUAUUGGACGUUUUGUAGAAAAUGAUUCUUUGUUUGAUUAGUCCAUUAUUGAUUUGAUUCAAUUCAUUGAUAGGAUAUGUAUAUAUAUAGAGGAGAGAUUGAACAUGUAAACAGAGUGAAACUGUGGAGCGCAUUGUUCCAUUUGAGCCAAAGUAACAUAUUUUUGGAGAUCUAGCUUAUGUUAUUCUCAAAUUCUUGAUGA